Molecule: messenger RNA, 2974 nt
Organism: Solenopsis invicta (red fire ant)
Lineage: Eukaryota; Metazoa; Arthropoda; Insecta; Hymenoptera; Formicidae
Gene: dare
Product: NADPH:adrenodoxin oxidoreductase, mitochondrial
Exons: 6
Coding region: 918-2297 (459 amino acids)
Biological process (GO): ubiquinone biosynthetic process; 7-methylguanosine mRNA capping
Cellular component (GO): mitochondrion; cytoplasm; nucleus
Molecular function (GO): methyltransferase cap1 activity
Source: RefSeq, a predicted model, not a curated record
UCGACGAGAGAUGGCACUGCCAGUACAAUUUGCGAGCUACGCGCCACGCGGCAUUACAGCGCGCGAAGAGCGAAAAUAAUAUAUAAAAAGUGAAAUAAAUCACAUAAAUUGAUAUAAAGAAAGAGGAUUGGUAUAGAGAAUGGCUAGGAAGGGGAUCCAAUAUCCUUAUCUAUCUUGUUGACGCCGAUCGGUCGCGGACGAUUACCAUUAUGCAUAAUGUAACAGACUUGCGACACAGCGGCGGAUAGCAGACUAGCAGAUGCGAUAACGUUUGUUAAGACAGUCGAGAAAAGACGACGGUGCGCAGCUGAACUGUGUCGUGAGGCGAGUUCUCUGAAGAAGAAUGCGACCAGUUACCCGUGGUGAUGCUACUUAAUCAUCUAAUGAUCAAACUAUACGCUCGUCACGUUAUCAAUAUGAUAAGUGGUAAAAAAUUGUAGCAAUAUGGGAAUUAUUACGUGAUACAUGAUUGUAUAUAAAAUUAGAAAUAGAAAUAAUUGUGUAUGUAUAUAAUGGGUAAAAUUCAAUUGUGGAUAAAUAUAAAUAUUGCCCUAUAAACUUCAUCUAUUGUGGACACAAAUGGAACUUUGUAAAAUAUGUACAUAAACGGAGCUUUGUAAAAUACGCAAUGUAAAUAGGAACUACUAAGAUGUACAUGAGAAGAUAGAACAUAAAAUCGAAAAAUGAUCCAAGGCAUUUGUGGAACGUUCUUGUUUUGUGACGAGUGGAAUAACUAAUGUUUUGGUGUCAUGUUUAAUGCAUAGAACAGUGACCAAGAUUCUGUCUCCCUAAAAGAAAGGAACUUUUUACAGCAUCACCGCAGUGACAACGGCGCAAUACACGACGACUUUCGAAACGUAUCACAACAGUGUGAAAACCCAGUGUCACGUUUUAGAUCGAUAUCGCGGCACGGAAAGAUGAGACACAACAUUCUCAAGAGUUGUACUCGUUCACUAUGUACCGUACAACGCAAACCUCAAGUAUGCAUUGUCGGUGCGGGGCCGGCAGGCUUUUACGCGGCCCAACAGUUGCUAAAGGAUUCAAGCGACGUGAGAAUCAGCAUAUUGGACAAGUUGCCUGUUCCCUUUGGUCUGAUACGUUAUGGGGUUGCUCCUGAUCAUCCAGAAGUUAAGAACGUUCUCAAUACGUUUCACAAAAUCGCAACCAACCCACGUGUUGAAUUCAUGGGCAAUGUUAAUGUAGGCAUAGACGUUUCCGUCGAACACCUACGAGAGCUCUAUGAUGCUGUGUUACUGGCUUAUGGCGCUCAAGAAGAUCGACUGCUCAACGUACCUGGUGAAAAUUUAAAAAAUAUGAUAUCUGCUCGGCGUUUUGUUGGAUGGUACAAUGGAGUGCCAGAUGACAAAGAUCUGACGGUUGAUUUAGACGUAGAGGAAGCAGUUAUCAUAGGUCAAGGCAAUGUAGCAAUAGACGUUGCGAGGAUUCUUUUGACACCGAUCGACAAGCUCAAGAGUACCGACAUCACAUCGUACGCCUUAGAAGCCUUGUGCAAUAGUAGAGUGCGAAAAGUCUUUAUGGUCGGGCGAAGAGGACCUCUGCAGGCCGCAUUCACGACUGCAGAACUGCGUGAGAUUCUUAAGCUAGAAGGUUGCAAAACUCUUUGGCGAGAUCAAGACUUCGAAAACGUGCAGACAAUUGUGCCGACCUUAGAAAGACCCCGGAAACGACUAACGGAACUCAUGCUGAAAUCUUUAAGCGAUUCCAAGAGCGAUUCAAUGCACACUAAAGAGCUGCAUCCGAUCUUCCUACGCAAUCCUGUCGAGUUUCAUGGUGAAAGCAAAUUGGAGAGUGUCAGGUUUGCUAUCACUCGUUUGCGAGGAGAGACGAUACAAAAUCAGAUAGCUGAGACAACCGACGAAUUCGAGAUGAUCCCUUGUGGUCUGGCUCUGCGCAGCAUCGGUUACAGAUCUGUUCAAAUAGAUAACUCGAUACCGUUUAACUCUAAGAAAGGAUGCGCGGAGAACAUUAAUGGUAAAAUCGAAGGCAACCUCUAUGCCGCAGGAUGGGUAGCGAGCGGUCCAACCGGCGUCCUCCUAACGACCAUGACAAACGCUUUCCGAGUCGGUAGAUUGAUACAUAAUGAAUUAGCGAACAUGAAGGGGGGCGGUGGCAUAGAUGGUCUAUGCAGCUUUGUUCGCUCUAAUAACAUCCAAACUGUGUCUUACGAAGAUUGGCAGAAGAUUGACCGCGUUGAACAAGAGCGUGGUAAACAGCGGGGAAAAGUGCGAGAAAAGAUAGUCGACGUGAAGGAAAUGUUAAAUAUCGCUGUAAAUUGAGUUACAUGAAGAAUACUUAAAAAAUAUUUGAGCAAUUUAAAUUCAUUAUUACAUAUGAAGGAUUGAUUGGCUCAUUCUAUUUUUUCCAAACAUGAAUCAAUUUAUGAUUAUUUUUCAUGCUUGGAAAUUUAUUUUCGCCAGAGAUCUAUUUUAACAAGCUUGUUAUAACAAGCUCUACCUUAACAAGCUACUGUGUUGUAUUUCCCAAUCUCUUCAAUUAACAAUGGGAGCAAUUGGUUGCUGUAAAUGAUUAUAUAAUGAUAAUAGAUAACGAAAUAUAUUUUUUAUUUGUGAUUUUGUAUAUAUUUCAUAAUAAUGUGAUGAUUAUAUCUGAUUUAGACAAUAUUUGAUUAGAGAGGUUUCAGUACAUAAAUAAAUGACAAGUGAUCAUAUAUUUAUAAGGUAAUUAUUCAAUUUCGAGUAAUUAUUCAAUUUUUUCUCACUUAUGAUUUUGACGAGUUUUUAUUUUGAUGAAUAAUAAGAUACAUUUUUUCAUAAAACAGAAAGAAUCUGACAAAAAUAGUCACUCUGAUGAUCCUAAAUUCAUCAAAGAAGAUGAGGUUCCUAAACUGAAUUACGAUUUAUAGAUACGGUUUUUUAUAAUGGUUAUUUAGAUUUGUAUUAUUGUAUAAUUAUAAACAUAACAAUAAGUUGAAUAAAGUUCAGCAUUUUACAUA